CCAUGUGUGGACUCGGCAGCGGGCGGGCCGCGCGCUGCGCUCAGCUCGGCCGCCAGGGAGGCGGCGCCCCGCGCUGCGCCGCGCCGCCCGGCCUCUGAGUGGCGCCCCGUGCCGUCCGCCGCGCCGCGCCCAUGGAGCCAUGGCGAGUCUUCCUGGUCGUGUUCUUCAUUUUCAUAUUCAUCUGUGUGGUGACCUGUAUCAUCUGGUACGCGUUCAUCCGCUCGGCCUCGUAGCGCGGUGACCGCGGUGGGCCCAUGCGGCCGGCCGCCGCCGGACAGCUCGCCCCGCAGUGUGUCUGACCCCAGAGGAGCGGACCGCCGGCCCCCCGCCGCGCGCCGGUAGUGACACCGACCCCGACCGGCCGCCGAGACCAUUGAGAGCCCCCGGCCCCCGCGGCUCACCACCGGCCGGCUUUUGUUCGCGCGCGGCAGUCAUGACAGUGGGCAGCCGGCCGAUCGGCGCCCGCCGCUCGUGUCUGCGCUGCGCCCACCCUGAGGGCGCCCCUGGCUGCGGCGCCCCCCGCACCGGUCACGCUCGAAUCGCCUCUGUGCAGCGACCUCGACCCGGCCGUGACCGCGCCGCCAUGGCGGCCGAGCUACAGCGGAGAAAGGAGCAGCUCCGGCAGCGGCUCUCCCGCCACCUGAGCACAUCACAGGAGAGUCUGAUGAACAUCCCCCCGGCGUCCUCUCUGCGCAACGUGCUGAAGACGGGGCAGCUGCUGAAACUCAGCUCCCGGGGACGGCUCUACCCGCGCUGCUGGAAAAAGAGGCUGUGUGUGCUCACCAACACGACACUCUACAUCUACAAAACCGAGGGAGACUCCGGCCCCGAGAGGCCGGUGGGUCACAUCGAGCUCUCCGUGUUCUCACAAUGCAAGGAGAUGGCGCAGAAACAGACGAAGAAGACGACCCACGCCUUCGUGCUCUCUCGACCCGAGGGCACUACGAACGAGGUGGCCCGGCACGUUUUCGCCGCCGACUCGGCCGCUGAACUGAGCGACUGGCUCCGUAAGCUGCACGCUGCUGCCGGCCGGGGAGCGCCCGAGGCGACCGGGCGCGGCGCGCCGCUGCAGCUCGGAGCAGAGACGGCCAGUGCGGUGAGCGGCGGUGACCGCGGCGCCGGCCCCUCAGUGGACCCGGCCUCUGUGCCGCUGCCAGAGGGCGCAGGUCGCCGGCCGCGGGGCCGGGCCCGCCAGCGGCCGCGGCCGGCCAUCCGACCGGGCCCGACACCCGGCCAGCAGGGCAGCCUGCUGGUGGAACCGAGCGGUAUCACCAGCAGCAGCCAGCCGUGCCUGCUGGACUGGCCGGCGCGCGGCACCAGCAGCGGCAGGCCGUCGGGUGGCGGCGGGCUCAGCUCUGCCUACGAGUACAGCUCCAGCGGCGAGUCGGACUCGUCCCUCGCCUCCUCGCGCUGCUCCGUAGUCAGGCGACUCAACACCACCAUGCCGGAGAUCGUGCUGCCGCGGCGCUCGGACAGCCCCCUGGCGGCCGUCGCCACCACCUCAGCCUCCGAUGUUCGCCAGCAGACAGCAACGCCAGCGGAUGGGUUUCCACCGCUGUCGCCGGCCAGUCAGCCGCAGCCAAAGCGAGGAUCGCUUCCUAGCAUCGUGGCGUCACUUCAGAGGCCGGAGAAAGAUGUGCUCAGCGUCGGCGGGACGGCCAGCACGGGCAGCUCUUCGAUAACAAAUCUCACACGGACCCUGACGCGAGAAGGUCAGACGGUUCCUGAGGUGCUGUCCAGUCUGGCCGAGCUCCGCGAGGGGCUCAGCCAGGCCGCCUCCCGGCUGGACUCUGUGGAGAGGACGCUGGCGGGCUCCGAGGCGGAGAUGGCCACCAGCCGGGCCGACAUCGUCGCCGUCCAGGGCAGCCUGGCAUCGCUACAGUCACUGGCAACCUCACUCAACAACAAAAUGACGCUGUUCUCUGGCAUGUUCAGAAAGGUGGACGAGCAGCUCCAGGAAAUGUGGUCGGAAAUGGAGACGGUCAACAACAAUGUCCACCAUGUGAUGCACACGGCGCUCGAGUCCCAGGAGCGGAACGAGCAGCUGUUCGCGCAGCUGUCCAGCCUGCGCAGCCAGCUGCUGGCCUCGUUCCCCGAGCAGCUGACCAGCGGUGGCUCCCUGCCGCGGCCGAGUCGACACUCACACCGGCACGGUGACUCGCGCCGCCGCCGGGAACGACUCGACUCGGAGCUGCUUUGCGAGAUCGACGACCCGGCCCUGGACGAGGUGGCGCCACCGGUUUCCGCUGCUAUCGAAAAGACGGCGCCACCGGCGCUGGAUGCAAAGGAAAAGGUGGCGCCACCGGCUUCCGUUGCAAUGGAAAAGGUGGCGCCACAGGCGCCAGUCUCCGUCGAAAAAGCGGCACCACCUUCGUCGGUCUCACUUGGGACGGACAUGCCAGUUCCGUUUGUCUCAGCUGACGAGGGAGCGUCGAUGUCAGGUUUCUCAGAGACUGAACUGAGCUCGGAUGGGGUGGUUUUGGAGGGUCGACGGCACACCGAUGAAAGCCCUCCUAGUUAUUAGAGGAGAACCGGCCCUAGAAGGCAACUAGAAAAUAAAUUAGUGAUCGUCGCCUAUGUCGACAAUGCUGUUUGAUAUUUUGCAUGCCUACAUGAGGAAGGCUGGUGUCUGAUGAUUGACUCAAUUGCUUAUGAACACUGUGGCGUUUAGUGUUUCUUUCUACCUUUCGACGCUUGUCAUUGUUAACGUUUUUACUUCUUACUGUAUUUGCAGAUAUUUUUUACCUGCUGUUGCUAUGUGUUUGAGUAGCCUGUGUUGCGCAGCUCCCUGCACACGAGACGUAUCAGAGUCGUGUCACGACUACAAGAGUCGAUGUCGGAAGGAGAUCUGGACUAGACUGAAGCUGUAGUCGGAGUAGAUAGUGCGGGCGCACGGCCGGAAGAUAGCUCAAUAUUGUUAGUGGUGGUGUUGCUGAUGUGAGUAUGAAUAUAACGAAGAAUGAGAGCGAAAGGGAGGGAUAAAAAUAGAAAGACCGAGUGAGUGAGUGGACUUGGUUGGCGACAUGGCGUCGCAUUUGACUGUGUGUUCUUUUGAGAGUCUGCAACAUGAUGCUGCGAUUAAUGUUGAAAAAAUAAAGCAAGUGAGCAUCUA
Molecule: messenger RNA, 3112 nt
Organism: Amphibalanus amphitrite
Lineage: Eukaryota; Metazoa; Arthropoda; Thecostraca; Balanomorpha; Balanidae
Exons: 10
Coding region: 434-2524 (696 amino acids)
Source: RefSeq, a predicted model, not a curated record